AGGCACCGUAUAACGUUCAACGGAUCCGUCAUUACUGAAUGCGAUGUGUGAACAGAAAACUCGCAGUAUACCGCCGCUAUUCUACAAGGAUGGACGCUGUCGCGUUGUAUUGGUACUAUCGUCGGAGAAGGAAGAUUCGACGUUAUUGGCAGCAUCCACUUAUGGCCCAAAGAUCUAGAGAGGGUGCUUACGGUUUACUUAUGAGUCAGUUACGAGGUGAUGAAUCGAAAUUUUUCAAUUACUUUCGUAUGUCAAUGUCUACUUUUGAUGAACUUCUUAAACUAUUGGAAAAGGAUUUAAAAAAGCAGGAUACUCGUUGGAGGAAAAGUAUCUGCCCAGAAGAAAAACUAGCGAUAUUUUUAAGAUAUGCAGCAUCCGGAUGUUCAUUUAAAGAUCUUCAUUACACCUAUCGCGUUGGUGUAUCGACUGUUAGCAACAUUAUUAAAGAAGUUUCAAGGUGCAUAUGGAACAAUUUAAGUGAAAAAUUUAUGCGACUUCCUACAUCAGUCGACGAAUGGGAACAGAUAGCAAGUGGAGCUGUCGACGGAAAACAUAUCCGACUUAAAAAACCACUAAAUAGCGGUUCACUAGCUAGGAGAUACGUUGAAUGUGCCUUCGGUAUCUUAGCUAAUAAGUGGAGAAUAUCCCAUCGGCCUCUAGACAUCGAUAAAACAACAGCUUUAUCGACUGUUACGGCAUGUACUAUUCUACACAACUUUAUAAGGGACAAAGAGGGCUCAAACAGUGAUAAUAACGUAUCUCAAGAAUUUAGUUACGAAAACCUACCACAUGAAGUAAGAACACGAGGUGAUAAUACUGAAAAUUGA
This is a messenger RNA of Acanthoscelides obtectus, 827 nucleotides long. The record is from the annotation of a GenBank genome assembly. Lineage: Eukaryota; Metazoa; Arthropoda; Insecta; Coleoptera; Chrysomelidae.